AAGAAAUAAACAAACACACGAAAUACAAUAGGGUCCUCGCCCUUUUGGGGCUCAGGCCCUAAUAAAAACACAUCCAAUAUACAAGACAUCUUCGAGACAUUAACAUAUCUGACAACAUCUGAGCUAACGCUUAUAGCUGCCAGCUGUGCCAGGUGGUUUUUAAUGAUUAAACCUGUUAUUUCCGUGGGACAUGAACGCAGCAUAGCGGGCGUACGGAAGCGCCUCUUGCAGGCUGCUGUAGUUUGCCCGAAGCAGAGCCAGCUAGCUAGCCUGGUGACCCUUUAACACCACCGAGAGGGCAGUGCGUUAGCAUUAACAACCAGUCUUUAACACAGCAAAGGUGGCGUUGGAUAUGUAAUUUGGAUGGAUGCGUUUUCUGUAGUUACUGGCUAAUUUAUAACACAUCUGGGAGAACCUUAAAGCUGCCUCUCCCAGUGCCUCGUACUCUCCCCCUAAUCUCGUCGAGAUGUCAGCUUUCUCUGAGGCAGCCUUAGAAAAGAAACUAUCCGAGCUUAGCAACUCUCAGCAAAGUGUGCAGACGUUGUCGUUGUGGCUCAUUCAUCAUAGAAAACACUCGAAGAGUAUUGUCAAUGUUUGGUUCAGCGAACUGAGAAAAGCUCAGGUGUCACGCAAGCUGACCUUCCUGUACUUGGCCAAUGACGUCAUUCAGAACAGCAAGAGGAAAGGACCAGAAUUCACCCAGGACUUUGCACCGGUCAUCGUCGAUGCAUUCAAACAUGUGUACAGAGAGGGCGAGGAGGGCUGUAAGAAACAGCUGGGUCGGGUUUUGUCCAUCUGGCAGGAGAGAACUGUGUACGAGAACAACCUGCUGGAUCAGCUCUCACAAGUCCUAUAUGGAGAAAAAAAGGCUAAGAAGAGGUCAUAUGAGGAGACCCAACCAGAUGACGAGGACUUUGCUUCUCAGAGUUCCCCCGCUGAGCCCCCACAGACAGCGGAGUUAAUCCGAGCUCUGCAGGAGCUGGAGAAUGCAGCCUCUGGCGAUUCAGUGCUGCGUCAGCGAAUCUCCUCUCUUCCUGCUGAGGUGCAGGACACGUCACUACUUCACAGGAUCACAGAUAAGGAGUCAGGGGAGCGGCUUUCCCGCCUGGUGGAGGAGGCCUGCAUGCUGCUAGCAGACUACAGUGGCCGCUUGGCGGCAGAAAUAGAUGAUAGGAGGCAGCUCACGCGCACACUAACGGUCUUCCUGCAAAGCCAGAAGGACGGCUUGGCCCAGAACGAGCAGAAACUUGAAGAGUACAAACGCAAACUGGCGAGGGUGACCCAGGUCCGGAAGGAGCUGCGUUCCCGUUUGAACAAUCUUCCAGGAGGACGCUACAACUCUUCAAACUGACGUUUCGCCACCUGACCAGAUACCUAAACCCUCCUGCUACUGAAACAUCUCAACCUGUCUCUUUAGAUAUUUGAUCAGUGACAUUGCCAUAGUCAUUUGUUCUUGAUUUUGGAAAGUGUCAGUGUCUCCCUGUAUGGCGUCCUGAAGUUCUCAUUCUGUCUUCAGCAGCUUAUUUAUUUGUCCUGCUUUUAUUAACAGAGAUAUGAGCAGUAAACUGUAAAUUAAGAUUUAUAAUCAUCAGACACAGGCCCCUCAUGCUUUUGCGCCUGCCCAUCUAACUUUCACAGCUUUAAAGUGGUAUGGAUGAUGCUGGUGUGAUAUUUUUGUAUUUAUAGUGACUUAAGAUAAUGCACCAGAGUAUAUCCCCUUACUGUGAUACUUCAUAAUGAUUUGCAGUAUUUUGGAUUGCAGUCACAACUUUCUUUUACUCUUUCUGUAAAUGCAUCUGUCCUAACUCUUGGUUUUGGUUAGAUAACUACAGCAGGUAUUGAAACUGGGAUUUGUUUUAUCUGCAGUGUGAUAAUGGCCUUUGAAAAGAACAACAUACUUGUGAAAUCAUUAGGAAACCAGAUUCUGAAGCUGAGUAGUGAGCCAUGUUCCUAAAAGCAAACCAGUGUAUGUAAUUAUAAUUUACAUAAAGCCUCCUAAGGAGAGGAGGGUGUGGAUCAUUGGUCAGUGUACAUAUUCAAAAUUGCAUGUAAAUAUGAUGGAGUUAUACCUGUAAGUCCUUAUUUGUAUCCAUGUCAACAUGGCUUGUGAAAUGAAAUGGUCAUUUAAACUAAUUACUGAGGUAUCUGUAGACUGAUAUCUUUGUAGUUACUCAGACCUCCAAUGUACUGAAAUAAUAUAUGAAGGAGUCCAUUGUGGUCUUGUUUACUGGAUCAUACAGCUUCAUGGUUUUAUCCUUCAAGCUACUGAAUGCUGUGCAGAUGCCUCACACAGCUUGAGAAGUGCCCCAUUUUCCAAAAAACAGCUGUUUGUUUUUUGUACAUAUGAAGCAAAUUCUUCUUAGAAC
Molecule: messenger RNA, 2366 nt
Organism: Thunnus maccoyii (southern bluefin tuna)
Lineage: Eukaryota; Metazoa; Chordata; Actinopteri; Scombriformes; Scombridae
Product: regulation of nuclear pre-mRNA domain-containing protein 1A-like
Exons: 7
Coding region: 467-1351 (294 amino acids)
Biological process (GO): mRNA 3'-end processing
Cellular component (GO): RNA polymerase II, holoenzyme
Molecular function (GO): RNA polymerase II C-terminal domain binding
Source: RefSeq, a predicted model, not a curated record